AUAUCCUUAAACGUGCAAUUAUACUCUUUAACACGUUCUUAUUCUUCUUCAUUUUCCAUAUAAGAAUAAAAACAACUCCAAGAAAAAAGAUCUAUUUUCUCUGUCCAACUAACUAUUGUUUAGCAACCAAGAAUAGAAUGGGUAGUAACAAAACUCUCCUCUUAGUCCUCCUCCCCAUUGUCUUCCUCGCCGCCACCUUCGCCGUCGUUGCUUCCGCCAACGAAACAACCAAACCCGUCACAACCACAACCAUCACCGUAUCGGAAAACGAGGAUGAGGAGGACUUGAGCUUCUUAGAAGAGCCCAAAGACUACCCUCAUUACGCUGACCCGAACUAUAACCCACAUGGCGCUGAAAUCGACCAUACAAGUUUAGAAGACAAGCGCCAAGAACCUUCCACACCCGUUGUCGACGAAAAAGACGUGGUGGUGUUAACUAAAACAAACUUCGAUGAGUUUAUUAAUAACAACAAGUAUGUUAUGGUUGAGUUCUACGCGCCGUGGUGCGGGUAUUGCAGGCAGUUGGUGCCUGAGUAUGCUGCAGCUGCUACAGAGCUAAAAGAGGGAGGGUCCGAUGUUGUGGUUGCUAAGGUUGAUGCCAUACAAGAGUCUGAGUUAGCUGAUAAGUUUAAUGUUGAUGGUUUCCCUACUCUUUUCUUCUUUGUUGAUGGUGUGCAUAGGUCGUAUGAGGGUGAUAGGACCAAGGAUGGGAUCGUUUCUUGGCUAAAGAAGAAAACAGGGCAUGCAGUUCAGAACGUGACAACUACUGAAGAGGCAGAGGCUAUCUUGCUUGCUGAAGCUAAACUCGUCGUCGCAUUUGUCGAUAGUCUAACGGGUCCUGAAAGUGAGGAGGUUGAUGCAGCAGCCAAACAAGAGGACGAUCUCAACUUCUAUCAAACAAGCAACCCUCAAGUUGCUCAAGUUUUCCAGAUCGACUCCAAUGCAAAACGCCCUGUUUUAGUUUUGUUGAAGAAGGAGUUUCAGAAGCUAUCCCUCUUUCAUGGUGAUUUCUCAAAAUCAGCUAUUGUAGAAUUUGUGUCAAGCAAUAAACACCCUCUGGUUAUCAAUUUUACCAUGGAAAGUGCUUCAUUAGUUUUUGAAAGCGCUAUCCAGAAGCAGGUUUUCCUUUUUGCAGCGGCAGAACAAUCAGAAAACCUCAUCCCUACCCUCGAGGAAGCAGCCAAAACUUUCAAGGGAAAGAUCAUAUUCUCACAUGUACAAAUGGACAAUGAAGAAUAUGGAAAGCCAAUGAUGGAUUUCCUUGGGGUCGAAGGAGAUGCUCCAAGAGUGCUUGCAUACACUGGAAAUGAUGAUCGUAAGAAGUUUUUCAUGGAGGGUGAUAUUACAUCAGACAAUAUUCAGUCAUUUGCUGAGAGCUUUCUGGCUGACAAGCUUAAGCCGUUCUACAAAUCUAAUCCUAUUCCUGAAUUUAAUGAUGGUGAUGUGAAAAUUGUUGUGGGCUUAAACUUCGAAGAUAUUGUUUUGGAUGAAUCAAAGGAUGUACUUCUUGAGAUAUAUGCUCCAUGGUGUUCUCAUUGUAGAAAACUGGAGCCAACAUAUACCAAGCUUGCUCGACAUUUGAAAGGAAUUGAUUCUUUAGUAUUAGCAAAGAUGGAUGGCACCAAAAAUGAGCAUGCAAAAGCCAAGGCACAAGGGUUUCCAACCAUUCUUUUCUACCCAGCAGGGAAGAAGAGUUCUGAGCCGAUAAUUUUUGAGUCAAAUCCAAGUGGUGUAGAACUCUACAAGUUCAUGCAAAAGCAUGCCACUACUCCUUUCAAGAUUCAAAAACCAAUCCAACCUCUGUCAUCUGAAGGUGUUGAUCCUACAAUUGCUGAGACGGUACCGGAAAUUGAAGCCCCCGUCAGUAGCCAAGAUGCAAGGGAUGAAUUAUAAACUUACUAGAAAAAGAGCCUACAUUGUUCAGUUUUGGUUCAGUUUUUUCUGUUUUAGUUGAUCAACCUUCUAAGAUUAUUGUUAUACUUGUAGGAAUGAAAUUCCAAUUGAUUGUUUGUCACACACUUAGGCAAACUUUAAUUGACAAAAAAAAAAACUUGUUGGAUAAAUGGAUAAUAUGUUGUGCCAA
Spinacia oleracea (spinach) is the source of this 2082-nucleotide messenger RNA. Its product is annotated as protein disulfide isomerase-like 1-3. Gene Ontology annotation, molecular function: protein disulfide isomerase activity. The record is from RefSeq and is a predicted model, not a curated record. The transcript is spliced from 12 exons. Lineage: Eukaryota; Viridiplantae; Streptophyta; Magnoliopsida; Caryophyllales; Amaranthaceae. Gene Ontology annotation, biological process: protein folding; response to endoplasmic reticulum stress. Gene Ontology annotation, cellular component: endoplasmic reticulum. The coding region runs from base 138 to 1892 and encodes 584 amino acids.